This is a messenger RNA of Oncorhynchus tshawytscha (Chinook salmon), 3877 nucleotides long. RefSeq names its product myosin-IIIb. Gene Ontology annotation, molecular function: cytoskeletal motor activity; ATP binding; protein binding. Gene Ontology annotation, cellular component: myosin complex. The record is from RefSeq and is a predicted model, not a curated record. Lineage: Eukaryota; Metazoa; Chordata; Actinopteri; Salmoniformes; Salmonidae. The transcript has 30 exons. The coding region runs from base 230 to 3523 and encodes 1097 amino acids.
CCUGGGAAUAGAGUAAACUCAGCUCACAUACGCUGUGUGCGCUGCUGUCACAGUGUUUACAUUUAUUUUAUUUGAAUUACGGCACAACCUUGUCGUUUUUAGUAUAGGUUGGAUUUAAACGCAAGAAAAACAAGGAAGUCAAUUGUUGUUUUUUAUCAAGCUUCAGUAUUGUCCAGUACAUAUAAUAUUGCGCCCACGUUUUAUUGAAUAGAUACGAUUUUUGAAAGAAAUGGAGGUGCUCCUCCACGAGGAUUUGGCAGCUUUGUCAGAUUUGGAUGAACAAAGUUUGUUGGAAUCCCUGAGUCAACGGUUCAGACAAGAUCGCAUCUAUACCUACAUUGGGGACAUCUUGGUGGCCAUAAAUCCAUUUAAAUACCUUCCUCUGUAUGAGAAAGAGGUAUCAGAGAGCUAUAAGUACCAUGAGAAGACCAAGCUACCUCCUCACAUAUUUGCUGUGGCAGACAGGGCCUACCAGUCCAUGCUGGGACGGUUGGCCACAGGACCCCGAAACCAAUGCAUUGUGAUCAGUGGGGAGAGUGGAGCAGGAAAAACGGAGAGCACCAAGCUGCUGCUCAGACAGAUCAUGGAGCUGUGCAGAGCCAACUCUCAGCUGGAGCAACAGAUAUUACAGGUGAAUCCUCUGCUGGAGGCCUUUGGCAAUGCCCAGACUGUGAUGAAUGACAACAGCAGUCGCUUCGGGAAGUACAUUCAGCUGCGCUUCCACAACUCCUCAGUCAAAGGAGCUAAGAUCAACGAGUACCUCCUGGAGAAGUCUCGUGUGGUCCACCAGGAUGAGGGCGAGAGGAACUUCCAUAUCUUCUACUGCAUGCUGGCGGGCAUCUCCCCGGAGGACAAAGACAUGUAUGGACUCCUGGAUCCCACGCAGUACAGGUAUCUGAAUGGGCGGUACGGCUCGGAGGACAUAGUAAGGAAAUGGGGGGAGAAGUACAGUGAGGUGUGUAACGCCAUGGACAUGGUGGGAUUUGAGGAACAGGAGAAGGUAGACAUGAUGACUAUUCUAGCAGGGAUCCUUUCUCUGGGAAACAUCAUGUUUGAGCCCACAGAGACCGACGCUCUCAGGGUCACCGACAAGUCUAUGGGCUGGCUCAAAGCCACAGCCGGUCAGUUUGGGGUGCAGGAGGAGGAGUUGCUGAGGAGUCUGACCUGUACUCUGUCUGUAAUGAGAGGAGAGGCCAUCCGCAGGCUGCACAACCAGCAGCAGGCUGAGGAUGCCAGGGACUCCAUCGCCAAAGUGGCUUACGGGAGAGUAUUCGGCUGGAUCGUCAGUAAAGUUAACGAACUGCUGGCUCCCAACGUUGACUUUGACGUUGAGCUCAGUGAAAUAGGUAUCCUCGACAUCUUCGGGUUUGAGAAUUUUGCUGUUAACCGUUUCGAGCAGCUCUGCAUCAACCUGGCCAAUGAACAGCUGCAGUACUUCUUUAACCAUCACAUCUUUCUGAUGGAGCAGAAUGAAUACAAGGAGGAGGGCAUCGAGUGGGAAUCCAUUUCCUUCAAAGACAACAAGCCUAUCCUGGACCUGUUCCUCACUAAACCCAUUGGAAUCCUUUCUCUCCUGGACGAGCAGAGUGCCUUUCCCCAAGCGUCAGACAGAGACUUUGUGGACAAGUUGAACAGUAAAUUUAAAAGCAGCCCCCACUAUGAGGUGGUCCGGAGUCACAGCCCCCUCUUCACUGUGGUUCACUAUGCUGGGAAGGUCCAGUAUAAUGGACUAGGCUUUCUAGAGAAGAACAGAGACACCAUCCCAGCCAGCAUCAGAAGCCUCUUCAUUAACAGUGUCACGCCCCUACUCAGUCUCCUCUUCGCAGCCACAAUCUCCAGAACAGGCACCUUGAUGCCACGCAAAGCCAAGCUCAUGCAAAAGGCAGAUGACAACUUUAACUCAACUAGGAAACAGUCGGUCGGGGCCCAGUUUAAGCACUCUCUGGCUGUGUUGAUGGAGAAGAUGUUUGUUGCCAGUCCUCACUUUGUCCGCUGCAUCAAACCUAACGGCAGCAAGCUUCCUGAUCAGGUGGACAACAAAAUAGUCAUGGACCAGCUAAGAUACAACGGCCUGCUAGAAACCAUCAGGAUACGACGAGAUGGCUUCUCCUGGCGACCGUCGUUCAAAGAAUUUGCUCAGAGGUUCAACAUUCUGCUGAUCAAGCCAGAUUUACCACUAACCAAGGAAAGCUGCAUGUCCAUCCUCAACACUACUGAGAUACAUGGCUGGAAGUGUGGCUCGUCUCGUAUGUUCUUUAAGUAUUGGCACCAGGAGGAGUUGGCCAGGCUGUUAGAGAGACUUGGCAAGGCAGCACUUGUCAUCCAGAAAGACUACCGUUCAAUGCGCUGCAGGAGGAAGUACCUGUCCUUGCUGGUGGAAGUGCACAGACAGAGGCAGGCCCAGAGAGAGAGGGCAGAGAGAGAAGCCAGGGAGGAGGAGGAGAAGAGGAGGGAGCAGGAGCUGGAGGAGGAGAUGAGGCGACUGGACAUGGAGCAGGAGAACAAGAGGCCAUUCUCUCCACCUGUGCCCCUACCCAGGAAAAAGAAGCCACAGCCCCAGCCUCGCUCUACCCUGCCCACUGCUACCCACCUGGCUCCUGUCCCAUGGCCCCGCAGCAAACAGUUUGAGGCCACUCCCUUUGACAACCUGGAGGUGCAUAUUGAACUGGCUGAGCUGGUGGGCCAGGUAGGGGGAGAGGAGCGAGCUAGGGAGAGGAGCAAGAAGAGGAAGAACACCAUCCGCUGGUUCAAGGAGACGCAGGCCCGCAAGGUGGUCCACAAUGGAGCCUUCCCCUGCUGGUUCCAUGGCAUGAUUACACGCAGACAAGCAGAGGAUUUGAUGACGGACAAGCCUGUGGGCUGUUUUCUGAUUCGUGUGGGACAGAGCCGGGAGGGCUACACACUAACAUAUAAGGGGGCGAACCGCUGCAGGCACUUUAUGAUUGAGAUGCAGUCCAAUGGGAAGUAUGUGAUCCUGGGGGAGGAUAAAGCCCACCCCUCCCUGCCUGAUCUGGUGCAACACCACAGCCAGGUGGGCAUCAAGCCCUUCAACGAGCUGCUCAGCACGCCCUGUGGACAGACAUGUGACCAGAACACAGACUAUGAGGACUUGAAGGGCCUGGACCUCCUGGCUACAGCCAACCACGGGAGCCCCAAGUCUGGGGAGGAGGGUGAGUCAACCCCCGACCCUGUCCACCUGGAACUCCAGCGGCUCUUCCUGCCCCCGGGGCAGGGCCCCAGCCUGGAGUCCCAGAGACCACCUGUCCUCAGGCGGAUAUCUGACCGAAGACACCGGGCCGUGGCUGGAGGAGGGGAGGCCCGUGGAGGGAGUAGAGGGGAGAGAGGAGAGGGGGAAGAAGAGGAGGAUGAGACUGACUACAAGAGCAGGUCAUUCCCCCGGUUGUAUCCUUCCAUCCGAUUGGCUAUGAGGGAGAUCCAACAGCAUUUUCCAGAUGGCCAGGAUCAGAGCCCCUCUAUCUCCCACAGUACCACCAACCCCUCCUGGAGGAGGACCGAUUCAUAACCCAUGGGAUGGAGGGAGUUAAUGCUAUUUGUUGUUUUUCCCCAACUGAAUGAGUUAACUGGACCAUAUUCUGUCUAAGCUUUAUCCAUGAACAAAUUGUAAGGAGAUACAUCCUUGUUUACUAGUAUUUUACUCUGUAACGAUUUAAAUUGAUGUGUGUUAAGGGGUUUUAUGUUUCUGAUUGUAUUGUUGUUUAUGUUUAUUUAAAUGUAAAUUAUGCAGUGGGAAUGUUUACAUUCUGUGAUUUACUGAAUAUUUUUAUUUGUUUACAUUUUAGAUAUCUGGUUGUCCUCAAGUUUGUUUUUUUCCCCCAUCAUAAUAAAAUCUGCAUGAAAAUGCUUCGGUGUUAACACA